AUGUCUACAUUUACUCUCCCUAACAGCAAUCCACAGAUUGCAGUUCAUCUGACCUCAGACCUCUCGCAGGAGCAGCUGCUUUCAUUUCCAGCUUUCAAGACAUGGAUUUCUACACUGCAGCAUUCCCUUUCCACGCAGCAGAACAAGUCUCACACCUUCCACUCUGCUCCGUACAAGCUCCGCACCAUCGAAAUCCAGUCUGUGGACUUCUUUGGAGGUAAACGCAUCGGCUUUGUCAAGUUGAAAGCAGAAGUAUCAAACGACAAGGGUGAGAAGCUACCCGGUUCCGUCUUCUUACGAGGCGGCAGCGUCGGCAUGUUUCUAAUCCUACAACCUGAUGACGUCCCCUUCAAGUCGGAAGAUGAGAAACAUGUGAUCCUCACCAUGCAACCGCGUAUCCCUGCCGGCUCGCUAUCCCUUGCCGAACUCCCGGCUGGAAUGCUCGACGAUGCUGGUACAUUCGCCGGUGGGGCCGCCAAAGAGAUUGAAGAAGAGACGGGAUUGGAGGUUCCAGCAAAUGAGCUCACAAACAUGACCGAACUCGCCUUGUCCAGUGCCACAUCUGAUGAUGAGGAAAAUUUACAGCAGGGCGUUUAUCCGUCGCCAGGGGGUUGUGAUGAAUUUGUGCCGAUUUUCUUGUGGCAAAAACGAAUACCAAGAGAACAAAUGAAUGGGUGGCAGGGAAAGCUAACGGGCCUAAGAGAUCAUGGGGAGAAGAUUACCUUAAUGCUUUGUCCGUUGGAGAAAGUGUGGAGGCAUGGGGGAAGGGACGCGAAGGUUUUGGCUGCGUGGGCGCUCUAUGAGGGACUGAGGGAGGAGGGGAAGCUGUGA
Messenger RNA from Letharia columbiana, 831 nucleotides. RefSeq lists its product as uncharacterized. NCBI's taxonomy places the organism in Eukaryota, Fungi, Ascomycota, Lecanoromycetes, Lecanorales, Parmeliaceae. The record is from RefSeq and is a predicted model, not a curated record. Gene Ontology annotation, molecular function: ADP-glucose pyrophosphatase activity; ADP-ribose pyrophosphatase activity. The coding region runs from base 1 to 831 and encodes 276 amino acids. Gene Ontology annotation, biological process: nucleoside phosphate metabolic process; ribose phosphate metabolic process. The transcript has 2 exons.